Messenger RNA from Vitis riparia (riverbank grape), 1369 nucleotides. RefSeq names its product syntaxin-41-like. Gene Ontology annotation, biological process: intracellular protein transport; vesicle fusion; vesicle-mediated transport. NCBI's taxonomy places the organism in Eukaryota, Viridiplantae, Streptophyta, Magnoliopsida, Vitales, Vitaceae. Gene Ontology annotation, molecular function: SNAP receptor activity; SNARE binding. Bases 118 to 1074 code for a protein of 318 amino acids. The transcript is spliced from 9 exons. The record is from RefSeq and is a predicted model, not a curated record. Gene Ontology annotation, cellular component: SNARE complex; membrane; endomembrane system.
CAGUUGUGUGGAUGAAGGUUGGUUUUCGAAUUGCGUCUUCAUUCGUGAAAGUCGUCGUCCCUCGGACAUUUCCAAACACCUCGAAUUCCAAUUUCCCUCUUGCAGGUCCUGUUUUCCAUGGCCACGAUGAAUCGAACCGUAGUGUUCAGAAAGCACAGAGAUGCUGUGAACAGCGUUCGAGCUCCGGCGGGGGCCAGCUCCGGCGGUGCCGUGAUCGAAAUGGCGAGUACUUCGCUUUUUCACUCGAAUCGGUCUUCGUAUACUCCUCUUAGCACUGAGGAUCCAGGUCCUUCUAGUAAGGAUGCAUUUACAGUGGGUCUACCUCCAGCUUGGGUAGAUGUUUCUGAAGAAGUAGCUGCAAAUAUACAACGUUCUAGGGUAAAAAUGGCUGAGUUAGUCAAGGCUCAGGCCAAAGCUUUAAUGCCCUCCUUUGAAGAUGGCAAAGAAGAUCAACGUAAGAUUGAGUCUCUCACCCAAGAAAUUACAGAUCUACUGAAGAGGUCAGAAAAGAGAUUACAAAAACUUUCUGCAAGGGGGCCUUCUGAGGAUUCUAAUGUUAGGAAAAAUGUACAGCGUUCUCUUGCUACAGACCUUCAGAACCUCUCAUUGGAGCUCAGAAAGAGACAGUCAACAUAUUUGAAGCGUUUGAGGCAGCAAAAAGAGGGACAUGACGGGGUUGACUUGGAGAUGAACUUGAAUGAAAAUAAAUUCAGAUUGGAUGAUGAUGAAUUUGGUGACAUGGGUUUUAAUGAGCAUCAAAUGGCCAAGCUAAAGAAGAGUGAGAAAUUCACAGCUGAAAGGGAGAAAGAGAUCAGACAGGUGGUGGAAUCUGUGAAUGAGCUUGCUCAAAUCAUGAAAGAUCUCUCAGUCCUUGUGAUAGACCAGGGAACAAUUGUUGAUCGGAUAGACUACAACAUUCAGAGUGUGUCUGCAUCAGUUGAGGAGGGCUUUAAACAGCUUGAAAAGGCAGAAAGAACACAGAGGAAAGGUGGAAUGGUAACAUGUGCAACGAUUCUCGUUAUCAUGUGUUUCAUCAUGCUAGUCCUCCUAAUCUUGAAGGAGAUUUUCUUGUGAUCAUAUUACCAGUCUUUGCUGAGAGCUCAACCUGUUAGUUUCCAUGAUAGCAUGGGAGGAGUUCUAUAGACAAACCCCAGUUAAGAUACCACCACUGCAACCACUUAAGUCUUUAGAAAUUCAUAAACAGGAGCAUUGUAUUGUAAUUCUAUCAGCAGUAGAAUGUUCUGACAGGGCUGAAUUAUAUUUCUGUAAAGGUCCGAAAGUAAUUUUGUGAUGAUACCCUUGUAACAAUUCUUUUAUCCAAAAUUCUCAAAUGAAUAGAAAGUGAAAAAAUGAAUACUAUAAUUUGUAA